This is a messenger RNA of Aureococcus anophagefferens, 1551 nucleotides long. RefSeq lists its product as hypothetical. The transcript is spliced from 2 exons. Lineage: Eukaryota; Pelagophyceae; Pelagomonadales; Pelagomonadaceae. Gene Ontology annotation, molecular function: ATP binding; ATP hydrolysis activity. The annotation marks the transcript as partial. The record is from RefSeq and is a predicted model, not a curated record.
CUGAACACGACGCACUUCCACGUGCGCCGCGGCCGCAUCUACGGCCUCCUCGGCCACAACGGCUGCGGCAAGUCGACGCUCAUGCGCGCGAUCUCGUCGGGCCAGCUCGCGGGCUUCCCCGGCGCCGAGGAGCUCAUGAAGCUCCGCGCGUGCUUCGUCGACCACGACAUCGACGGCUCCGACGCGAACACGCCGACCAUCGACUUCUGCCUCCAGGAGCCCAUCCUCGCGCCGCUCGGCCGCGAGAAGAUCCACGCCAAGCUCCUCGAGAUGGAGUUCACGGAGGAGCUCAUCGAGAAGCCCAUCUGCAACCUGUCCGGCGGCUGGAAGAUGAAGCUCGCCCUCGCGCGCGCCGUCCUCCUCAACGCGGACCUCCUCCUCCUCGACGAGCCGACGAACCACCUCGACGUGCAGAAGCAGGCGUGGCUCUGCGACUUCCUCACGGGCCCGGCGUGCGAGCACGUCACGACGCUCGUCGUGUCGCACGACUCCAAGUUCCUCAACAAGGUGCUCACGGACGUCAUCCACUACGAGAACAUGCGCCUCAAGCGCUACACGGGCAACCUCGACCAGUUCGUCGAGAAGUGCCCCAUGGCCAAGGCCUACUUCUCGAUCCACGACACGGAGAUGAAGUUCACCUUCCCGGUGCCCGGCCCGCUCGAGGGCGUCAAGUCGAAGACGAAGGCCAUCAUCCAGGCCAAGAACAUCUCCUUCACGUACCCCGGCGCGAAGAAGCCGACGCUCUCGGACGUGUCGUGCCAGCUCUCGCAGGCGUCGCGCGUCGCGUGCAUCGGCCCCAACGGCGCGGGCAAGUCCACGCUCAUCAAGGCGCUCGUCGGCGAGACGAAGCCCGACGCGGGCUCCCCGGAGAUCUACCGCCACCAGAACUGCCGCGUCGCCUACGUCGCGCAGCACGCGUUCCACCACAUCGAGCAGCACCUCGAGAUGUCGCCCGUCGAGUACAUCCAGUGGCGCUUCUCCGGCGGCCUCGACAAGGAGCAGCAGGCCAUGGAGGCCGCGCAGAUGACCGACGAGGAGAAGGCCAAGCUCAAGCAGAACUUCGUCAACGGCAUCUUCCCCGACUGCGUGCGCCAGAUCAAGCAGCUCGUCGGCCGCCGCUCGCGCCACGGCGACUACGAGUACGAGGUCAAGUGGGCCAAGCAGGACGGCACGUCCAUGGAGGACAGCAAGAACCUCUACCUGCCCAAGGUCGUCCUCGAGUCCAACGGCUUCUUCAAGCUCAUGAAGGCCAUCGACGACAAGAUCGCCGCCGAGGCCGGCAACGUCAAGCCGCUCACGACGGGCUGCAUCCAGAAGCACCUCGACGACUUCGGCCUCAUGGAGGAGUUCGGCACCUACGGCAAGAUGAAGAACCUCUCCGGCGGCCAGAAGGUCAAGUGCGUCAUCGGCGCGUCCAUGUGGUUCUGCCCCCACCUCGUCAUCCUCGACGAGCCGACGAACUACCUCGACCGCGACUCGCUCGGCGCGCUCUCGCGCGCGAUCAAGGACUUCGAGGGCGGCGUGCUCAUGAUCUCGCACAACGCCGAGUUC